Messenger RNA from Talaromyces proteolyticus, 1383 nucleotides. Its product is annotated as putative vacuolar protein sorting protein Vps66. Bases 136 to 1140 code for a protein of 334 amino acids. The transcript is spliced from 5 exons. NCBI's taxonomy places the organism in Eukaryota, Fungi, Ascomycota, Eurotiomycetes, Eurotiales, Trichocomaceae. The record is from RefSeq and is a predicted model, not a curated record.
CGACCGGUCUAGAGGAUUUGAUCGCUGCCAGCCGAAUUAUAAAUAUAUCUAGCACCUGACCUCAUCUGCCUGCUCUGCCGUACAUGGCGCAAACACGCACACAGCUUUGAGAAUUACGUGCGUCUGACCCUAAGCAUGGAGAAGUUCUCCCAGUUCCGAGACCGGGGCUCCGGCAUUGCGCCCUUUCUCCCCAUUCCUACCCAACCCUCGGGAUAUGCGUUGCCCCUACACAUAUUCCUAUUCUGCUUCCGUCUACCGCUCCUCAUAUUCGUCUGCUUGAGCUAUUUCCUCGUUCUACAGUACCUCCCCAUCGGGUCUCUAGGGAAGAAAGCAUCGCUAUGGUGUAUACUCGGCGUGCCGAGUUUGUGGUGGAUUGAUCUGCAGGUUGAUGGUGUGAAGAGAGGACACCUUGCCAGCCAGCGGUCGCGACUUCCCUUAGCCAAGUCCAUCAUUGCCUCGUCUUUCACCUCCCCCAUCGAUGCCAUCUAUCUCGCCGCCAUCUUCGACCCAAUCUUCACCGCGUCAUACCCAGACACUAGCAAAGUCCAACAGCUAUCGCUCCUUGGGGCUAUUCUGAGGUCAUUCGCGGAGCCAGAACUCACUCCGCCCGUCGGCGCAGAUCUCGUCAAUAUCUCGGAUUUAACCGAAAACCACCCAUCAAGACCCAUCGUCGUAUUCGCCGAAUGCACGACAACAAACGGCCGCGGCAUUCUCCCGCUCAGCAGAUCACUAGCAUCCGUUCCGCCGCGUACGAAAAUAUAUCCUAUCAGCCUGCGAUACACCGAACCAGACAUCACCACCCCAGUACCUCAUUGUUAUACCACUUUCCUGUGGAAUCUGCUCAGCAAACCCACACAUUUCAUCCGUGUGCGAGUCGCCGAACAUGUCAGCUCGAGCAGUAAAGCGUCGCCCGAGGGUCGGGGUACAACUAGCAAUUUCUUUGACGACGAGGAUGACGAUAGUUCUGCGACGUUGCUUGAUGAGUCGUCUGCUAGUGAGACGCUGACGAAUCAGGAUAGAGCCUUAUUGGACUAUGUAGGCGAAUCGCUGGCCCGUCUUGGGAGAGUGAAGAGGGUUGGCUUGGGAGUUCAGGAGAAGAGAGACUUUGUCCGCAUGUGGACCAAACAGCAGCGCAGGUGACACUGAUAUUAAGAGCCACCCUGACGCUGAGGCAGAGAUUCAGAAUUAAUCAAGAUGCUCAAUAAUAACGAUCCCAUUAAUUAGAAGUUAUUACUGGCCGUUCUUGGAUUAGUAAAUGUAUUCCUGAAACCGAACACAAAGUGGAUCGUCAAGGUGUUCCCUCCUGUCUAUGCACCUUGUUGUUUUACCACACACACGGUUUGCGGAGCCAGGCAAACGGCCAUAGGUCACAUGAUUAUGUUG